AUUCAUACACCAAACGUAAGGUCAGGCUUCUCCACCUAACUGUUUGCUGCUGGGGAUUCACUCAGAACAUGGCUACAUCCACUCUCCCCUUCUCGCCGGCGGCGGCGAGCUCGUCCUUCCUCCUUCGGACUGCCGGAACCUCGCCUUUGGUUGUUAAAUCAGCAUCUUUCCCUUCGCCUUUGGGUUCCAACUGCCGGAGAAGGAGAAGAGCUGCGUUGAGAACUAUUUCGUGCCGUGUUGCUUCCGCUUCAGCCUCAGUUGAUAAGGAGAAGGAUGCAUCGGUAUCGGGAUCGAGUGAGGCUGAGGAGCAGGGAGAGCAAGUGAAUGCGAAGAUUGGGGCGAGGGUUAGGGUGAAGGCGCCUCUCAAGGUCUAUCACGUCCCUCGCGUGCCAGAGAUCGAUCUCACUGGACUGGAAGGAGUGAUGAAGCAGUAUGUAGGGCUCUGGAAGGGGAAGCGCAUUUCCGCCAAUCUACCGUACAAAGUGGAGUUUGUCAAGGAAAUUGAAGGUAGGGGACCGGUCAAAUUCUUUACCCAUCUCAAGAAGGACGAGUUCGAAUAUCUCGAUUAGAGUUCUUAGCGUCGGCUUUGCCAGUCCAUAUUAUCAGGCAAUAACUUCUUCUCUCUUGAUUCCUCCAACAAACCGAUUAAUUAUCUGCUGUUGUAUGUAAUUUACUUUCGCUCUCCCCAGAAAUUUCUUAGUUUUGGUUAAAUAAUUGUUAUUGUUCAAGUUUGAAUUACAAGGGUUACUUGCACAUUUUGGUAACUAGUGAUAUACCUACUUUCACUGCUUCUUC
Molecule: messenger RNA, 795 nt
Organism: Rubroshorea leprosula
Lineage: Eukaryota; Viridiplantae; Streptophyta; Magnoliopsida; Malvales; Dipterocarpaceae
Source: the annotation of a GenBank genome assembly